Molecule: messenger RNA, 5009 nt
Organism: Mustela erminea (ermine)
Lineage: Eukaryota; Metazoa; Chordata; Mammalia; Carnivora; Mustelidae
Gene: TDRD5
Product: tudor domain containing 5
Exons: 20
Coding region: 486-3626 (1046 amino acids)
Biological process (GO): spermatogenesis; germ cell development
Source: RefSeq, a predicted model, not a curated record
GGGCCCAGUAGGAGCCACGCCCCCUGCCCGGGCCUUCUUUUCCGCGGCGCAGGCUGUUUUGCGUCCCUGUAGGGGGGACCUUCGUCCGCAGCCGCAGAGGCGGCCCUGAAGCAGUAGGUCGUUCUGCGCCCAGCUCCUCAAGCCUAGCAGUUAGCUACCACAGAAGACAGUGCAUUAUUGGAAACCCAAGCAAGUGAUGACUCCAACUGCAACUACUCUUCCAAAGGGGUCUCCUUGCCCAAGUAACUCCAACAGCCCUUGACCCUUGGUGUGCAGUUUCCCAGCUCCUUUGUCUCCAGUGGCACUUGGAAGAUUCUUCAUACUCAUUCAAGAAGCUCUCCGCGCCCCACCCGCUCUCUUCUGGAGCCCAAACUGCGUCCGGCUCUGCCCUGAUUCUCCACCAAGCUUCAGGAUCGCCUGUAAUUUUACUCCAACCGCGUUAAAUCGGCUGAAUCAGAAUCUCUGACAACCAGACCUGGGGUGCAAUGUCUGAACAGGAGCGUGUUCAGGAAUGCCUGAGGAAAGAAAUAAGGUCACUUCUCAUUUCCGCCAAAGAUGGUUUGACCCCCCAGCAAUUGGAAAAGGAGUACCUUUUGAUGGUUGGCAGCCAUUUGCCACUCCGAAUCCUUGGCUAUCGGUCAACUAUGGAGCUGGUGUUGGACAUGCCUGAUGUUGUCGCUGUCUGUCCCUGUGGGGAUGGUACUGUAAUACUGAAAGCCAUUCCAGAUGAAUCUACCAAAGGAAUAGCAAGUUUGGUUGCAAAACAGAGAAGCAGCCAUAAGGUUCGAAACUCCGUGCAGAAAGGAAGGGCCAGUGUUUGCUCUGGGCCAAGCUCAUGCCGGCGAGUACCUUACCGAGGAAGGGUGCCCCCCAUUCUUCCAGCUUUUGUGAAGAGUGAGUUGAAAGACCUCUUGGCGUUAUCUCCCGUUCUCCUUUCUGAUUUUGAGAAGGCAUUUGUCAGACGAUUUGGACGUUCUUUCCAGUACGUGCAGUAUGGAUUCCUUUCUAUGUUUGAAGUGCUUAAUGCUGCUUCGGAUGUCAUUUCUGUAGAGCAGACCAGAGCAGGUUCUUUGUUGAUGCUAAAGAAGAGCGUAUCAGAGAAAAAGCAGAGAGGAUGGCCAGCAGGAGGUAAAAUGUUUACCCAGCCUUUUAGAAUGAAACCACACGGAUCGUACUCCGCAGGUUUCCCAGUUGUAAAGUCUCGCUUUUCACAACCUGCUUCAAACAUGGAACCGCCGAAGCAAAUAUUGAACGUGGAAAAGACUUUUAAGUCAAAUGUAGUAGAGACUUCAAGGCUGAAUCACACUGAAAAAUUAAAUCAGCUGGAGAACACAUUCAAAUCAGUUAUUGCACAGAUUGGACCUGGCGGGACUAUUAAUCCAGAACUAAAACAUAAGAUACAAUUUGUAGUAUCCAAGUUUCCAGAGGGUUUGCUUAUUUCUAAACUGCUCAGAGAGUUUGAGAUAAUCUUUAAAGAGCAACUUUCACCAAAAAAAUUGGGCUUCUUAAAUGUGACAGAACUUGUUGGAGCUCUUAGUGACAUUCUCCAUGUUGAGUUCAGGGAAGGAGAACAAGACUUACUGGUGUUUGAUGCUGAUAUGAAGCCACUACCACCUGAUGGAGACGUUUCAUCAGUCAGAAAUUCAUGUUUAGUUCAAUCAGAUAAGAAAAUAGAAGUCAAAGCUUAUGUCUCCAGUCCCCCUAGAAAUUCACUGUCUACUACUGCUGUCAAGGAGACUGCAUGGGAUUGUCCUAAAAGCCAUGAGGAGCCAGAACAGAAGAUUUGCAAGAAGCCUAAUCUGGUGGUAAAGCCUUUACAGUUGCAAGUAGAAGUUAAGUCACAGCUCAACCUGGAGAUGGCAAAUCAUGAUAUCCCACCAGACGCUGUACGGGACAAGCAACUAUGUAGACUGCCGCCAUUAGAUACCAGUACCCUUGUGGGGGUCUUUGUGGAGUAUAUAAUCUCUCCAAGUCAAUUCUACAUCCGAAUCUAUAGCAGGGAUUCAUCAGAGUUACUUGAAGACAUGAUGAUUGAGAUGCGGCGCUGCUACUCUAAUCAGCUGGUUUCUGAUCGGUACGCCAUGCCAGAGUAUUUCAUCCAACCAGGACAUCUCUGUUGUGUAAGGAUUUCUGAGGAUAAGUGGUGGUAUCGUGUCAUUAUCCAUCGAGUCAUUGGGAAGCAGGAAGUUGAAGUAUUCUACCCAGACUUUGGAAAUAUAGGAACUGUUCAGAAGUCCUCCCUGAGAUUUCUCAAGUGCUGCUACACAAAGCUUCCAGCUCAGGCUAUCCCUUGUUCUUUGGCUUGGGUGAGACCAGUAGAGGAACAUUGGACAUCCAGAGCUAUUUUGCAGUUUCAGAAGUUGUGUGGUUUGAAGCCAUUAGUGGGGGUAGUGGAUGAAUAUGUAGACGGAAUCCUUAACAUUUUCCUGUGUGAUACAUCGUCAAAUGAAGACAUCUAUUUCCAUCAUGUCUUGAGAACGGAGGGCCAUGCUAUUGUAUGCCGAGAAAAUGUCCCUUCUAAGGGUUUCAGAGAACUCAACCCUUUAGCUUUAUAUACUAAAUCCAGUUCAGGGCCAGAAGAUGUGGUUCUGACAGAACUGGGUUAUCCUUCCCAGCAGCACUAUUUUAAUGAAGACCGAGAGAUAAGUCCACAAUCAAAAGAGAGUGAAUUAUAUACCCUGCAAGAUAUUAAUGAUGAAAAAGCUUUCACUCACCUUAAAUCUGAAUUAAAUGAGCCAUUAAAGGAUUCUGAAUUCACUUCUAUGGAAAACCAAGAUAAGUGCUGUGAAGAAGACCCAACGUGGUCCAUCCCAGAGCUAAAGGAUCUGAAGGAAGAAAAUGAGGAUGAGAUUCCCACUGGAAUGCCAUGCCUGGAAUCAGUGACUAUUGGUGAUGAUGUUUGGGAUGAAAAUUGGUUACCUUUGCAGGCUAAAAUGGAUAAAGGGGACGAUGCUGCCUCCCACUUAUUUGCCUCAAGCCUUGGUGGAAAGAAACCAUAUCCAUCAUGUAAAGAAAUGCCGCAAAAGGAUUGGUGCUUUUCUGGACCCAAAGAUACAUGGGAUGAUUCAUGGCAGCCUUCAGGCCUUGUGAAUGGAAUGAAAGGAGAAGUUCAAAAACAAGAGGCAUUAGAUGCUCAGGAAAAAAAUACUGGCACAACCAGGAUUCAAAAGCAGCCAUACAUAGAGAAUUCUUCAGAUUCUUCCACAUUGCCCAAAUUGGAGGAGUUCUACAUCUCUCUGAUCCAGUCGCAGCAGUCAGUAAAAGGGAGCCAGCCCGAGCCCAGCAGCGUUCAGACUCAGGCAACGCCAGUCCAGCUCUCCGCGGCAACCCUCAGUGCAGCUCCCAUGGCACUUGAUUCUGCAGAAAAAAAUUCUGCUUCAGUGGAGGACUCUUCAGAGAGCUUAAAGAACGAUUUCUCUAGUAGCCGUGCUAUUACAGUGUUCAAAGACAAGAGUCAUGAAGCCAUGGACCAGCUCUCUUUGAUCUUGUCUCCUGAGCACCAGAUUUCCCAGAAGCUCUACAUUCCUCGGAGCACAGCCACUGCUGCCUUGGGAGCUGCGGCACGGUUGGCCACCUCCAGGAGCCUCUUACACUGGUAUCCCAGUGUGAAAAGAAUGGAAGCAUGAGGGAGUGAGUAGGGGAGAAAAUAAUAAGCCAGGUGCAUUAGGACUUGGUGAUUUCCCAAGGCCAAAACAUGGAGGAGGAGGUAUUGAGACAAAACACUAUUUUGAUGGUUGAUGCCUUUGUCUUUCUUUGUGACCGUAUGUUAGCUUUGUUUUGCUAACAGUCCACUUUGUUGUGUAAGUAUUGAUAUUCAAUGUUAGUUUUAAUUUUUAUUGAUGAUGUUUCUUAUUCCGCAUAGUUUUGUUCACCAUGACAUAGUGGUUUAAAGACAUUUUUAUUUUUUGUUGCUUUUGUGUAUGUGUGUUUCUGUAAAUGUUUUUCUUGUACAUAUCAUGACUGAUAAAUGAAAGCUGAAAAACUAAUGUUUUGCGAUCCAUAUUUAGUAAGACAAAAAUUAUCUCAGAUUCUUAUGUCCAGAAAAAGGAUGUCUGAAUUGUAAGGCUGCUUUUUCUUUCUCAUUUGAAAUUUUCUUUAUCAUAGAGAUAAUGCAGGGCUCCAAUUCUACCAUUAUUAUUUAUUUGAAACGCUAGGAUCAGUGAGAAAAUACACAUUCUGAAGCUGUGGUCAUGUAAACACUUCCACAUUUAAAAGAUUUAAGUUCUCUUUCAGUACAGGCAGUUUCCUGAAGACCUCUAACAAAAUUCCAGAGACUGGUUGCUCAAACUUGGCCGUGCCGUCUCUCUCGGCUUCACAGUUCCAGGAGCUUCAGCAUUGAAGCAUCUGUGGGACAUGGUGUUCUCUGAAGUCAAACUGUGUGAGUAUGAACCAUCAAGUAUAAAUAGGAGACCGAAAGGUGAAAUUAAAGAAUAUGAAUGGUACUAAUUUAAAUUAUUUGUGGUAAAGUACCAGACCUAUCCCCAAGUUUUAAAACAUCCAAUACAGAAGCAUUUCUUGAAGUAAAACCCUAGAAAGAGCUGCAAAUUACUGGUGUGCUGAAUAUAAGUCGAUUCUCACCUUCUGGGCCCCUCCUCUACCACCUCCUGUUUCAGCAUAACAUGGCAGAGCUGGCCCUACUUCCUUCUCUCUUUCUACAAUAAGGAAUUUCUCCUCUUCUCAACGACUUAAUCACUCAACUACUUAAAAUGUCCACUGAGGAAGGGAAUGAGAUGAAAUAAAUAUGAAGUACAUUUAAAUUUAGACUAUUACUGACUGAAACUUCUUUCGUAGAAUUAAGAAAUAAUGAAACAAAGUUAAAUACUAAGUCUCUGAAUACUGAUGGUUUUGGUUUAAAAACUUUAGAGGAAACAUGUUUAAUGGCAACACAAUUUAAAAAUCCAGAUUCACCUUAAAUUCCAAUGUAUCUGUACGAACGAUAUUCUAAUUGAGCAAAAAUAAAGUAAUCUGGAAAUAUCACUGAUAGUUGAUCCAACAGAAAGAACAGGUUU